AUGAAGGGUAGCGACAGCUUGCGACGGGCUAACCGUCCCGCUGCCAAUUUCGACCUGCCACCAGCAGCUUUGGCCCAGGCGCAACAGCAGGCUCAGGUUCAGGUUCAGGCUCAGGGUUUUCGGUCUCAAUCUCAAUCUCAAUCUCAAUCUCAACCUCAAGAGUCCAUCACAAACACCGUAACUUCAACAAGUCCAGAGAUCACCAACGCAUCUCUUCACGGCCAAGCUCAAGCAAAGGCCCAGGCUCUUACAACCGCCAAGUUCCGUUCCUCUUCGAGACCCAGUCUUCAGGACCUGGCCCUUGUCGACGGGACUUCAACUUCAAACAACCACGACCUACCUCCAGCCUAUGCCCUGUCGUCCUCCUCCUCCUCGACGGGGCCAUCGUCUUUUUCUUAUCCUCCCGCGCAUGCGCAUCCGCGCCCAUCGACUGCUAACACUGCUGCAACAACGCACACUCAAUCUCGACCCCGGCCCCUGGGUCCAUCCUCCUCCGACAUAGCGACCGCCGAGCAGGCACAGUUCCUCCGCAUCCACCCUGUCUCAUCUGCUUCGAGCUUACGUCCAAGGGCUUCCACCACUAGCGCCAGUGCUGCUGUUGUUUCUGCUUCUACGUCUCCAUCGCAUACACCUAAUUCUCUCCUUCGACAACACACCUUGCCGCCGUCUGCUGUCGACAACAACUCUGCCCACUUUGUUCCUCGAGGCGGGUUGCCCCCCGCGCCGUCCAUCAUGUAUCAGGCAAACCAGAGACAUGUCUCGGGCACCGAUCCCACGAGACCCUACCAGGUCCCUCCGCCGCCGCCGCCCCCAAUGGGAGGUCCAAAUACCGGCCAUAUGCCUAACAUGAUGAACCUGCCUCCGCCGCCGCCGCUUCCAAGAUAUAAUACCGCCCCGGGAUCAAACGGCGUCUCGCUCCCCCCACCUCCCGGUCCGCCUCCGGCGAGUGCCCUCGGCCAGCAACCUCCGUGGCACGGUGCUUUUGGGCGCAUGUACGACAGCCGGUCAGGAUUCAACAUCCCCCCGCCGCCGCCCAGCAGCCAGCACCAGCCGUACAACCCAAAGUUACACGCCCAGAUCGCCGCAGGGCAAACAGUCUCUAUCCCUCCACCUCCCCCGCCGAAUGAGGCCAUGAGUGCGACCUACAUACCGCAGGGCGACACGUACGGAGAGGGAGUUGGUAUCCCCGCCUUUGGACUGGAAGACCCAACCCUGACUGUCAACUCGCAGACACUACGGCCAGUGACAACACCGCAAAGCGGAACUGACACAAAUGCCACAACUCCCAUGGACGAGGCUACGAGAGAACGUCUCUAUACUGCCAAUAACGCCCAGCCGCGCGGUACCUCCAAUUCCUCAAACCCCACCCCUCCCGGCUCGAUCCCUCCAGAAAUCGCUGCUCAGUGGCCCCUCGACAAAGUGCUGCUUUGGUUGGCCCAGAAUCAGUUCUCCAAAGAUUGGCAGGAAACUUUCAAGGCCCUCAAUCUUCACGGAGCUCAAUUUCUUGAGCUCGGCAGUGGCCACGGCGGACGUGGUAACUUUGGUAUGAUGCAUCAACAGGUGUAUCCCAGGCUUGCACAGGAGUGUACCAAUAGUCGAACUGGCUGGGAUCAACCACGAGAGCGAGAGGAAGGAAAGCGAAUGCGAAGGCUAAUCCGAAGUAUUGUGACCGGUCGACCCGCUGAUGUGUCUAAAGUUUCAACGGCUCACGGCCGGAAAGAAUCGCUCAACGGCGGGCAUGGGAAUAACCUACCAAGCGCUGGAACUGAUCCCAUGGACUCGCCUAAUACACCCCUUACUGCCCCUGGUCCUGGCUUCAGCAGUCGUAGAUUCUCUCAAACAAGGUCCACCACACUGCCAAACAGCAUCAGCGCAUCCAACGUUAGUUCCGAGUCUAACCACCGCAAUAUCCUCAAGCAUGUUGAUACGGAUGGAGCACGCCGCCAUAGUCCCAACGUCAGUGAGUCUAGUGAGGCCACAUUCCGAGCCCCCGCUGUCCACUCAGCAAGCCCUACUGGCAGCCCAGGCAUCCCUCCAGCGAUGUAUACUACUACGCCCACUAUCGCUCAGUCUCCUAGCGCAAUCAAAGCUGGCCAUCGUUCUAGAAGUAGUCUGGAUUCAGUAGCCUCCAACGCAGCCAUUUAUGGAUCAGGUGUACCAUCGGAUGCCGCCUCGUUACUCAAUCGAAAUAUGAACCUCGGAGACAUUGUCCAUGGCCGCAACCACGAUGCGCGAUCACGGCACUCUCCAUCUGAUGGAGGUGAUAGAUCAGCAGGCGGAGAGACUCCCUCUUCAGCUAAAGACUCCAAGAGCUUCUUAAGUUUCCUGUCUAGGAAAAAGAGGCAAACAAAAGAUGACGGUGCAUACCCGUCUCCUGAAGAGAUGGAAGCUUCUCCGACGUCUCCACACGGAUCUAUCCGACCUAUUGUGGGUUUGGGUGUCCGAGGAAGCAAUGGCAGCGAUACCAAUCUUGACCUCUCUGGCUCGACAUUAGGCGACGACAGGAACGGCAAUACUCUGAACAUGCGAUCAAAGAAAAUUAGUCCCGUACGGACCUAUGUCCUCGCCACGAUGGACUACUGGAACUAUCGAAUGUGUGACAUCACUGAAGCAGAGACCGCAACAGAAGUUCGCCAAGUAAUAUGCAUGCACCUGGGCUUGGGUGACUACGAAAACUCACACAUCUACCUCACUGAAGCGGGCAAAUUCGAACACAUGGAUCCUCUGGAUGACCCGAGCCUGGUGACCGUGCGGCGAGCGAAGGGCGAUCCUCUUGGGACACUCAAGUUCUUUGUGACACCUCCAGGGGUUGCUCCCAUAUCUAGCCUCUCUAUCAAGGCUGACGUCCCCGUAAUCGUAUCUCCUGGUUACCUUUCACCCAAAAUGACCGUUGACGAUGCUCAACAGAGUAGCAGACAGCGGUCUAGCUCAUCGCCUCCGACAUCGUGGUCCAACACAUUGAUAGAUGAAAAGAAUGAGGACAAGGUGGCGCGAGAGGCAAAACAAUACAGAGCUGAAAUGGAAAGAAAACAGCAAGAGUAUCUAGCCAAGAGGAAGCAGGCAGCAAUGAAGGGUAGUCCUUCAGAGACACUCGGACCUGGCAUCGUGGGUCGAAAUGUUGAUUUCGAUCAACCUCGCGAGUCGCCGUAUGAGGACAAGCGACCCGAACCACUCUUCCCCCAAAGACGACCUCCGGCACCACCCACUGACCCCUCGGCGACAUUAAUCAAGGCCAACUCACUGAGCCGAAAGACUGGAGCAAGCAUGCGAACAUCCAGCAGUAGUCUGGAGGGUUAUCCGUCAAAACGAUAUCCGGAGAACGAGAUGACGGAGAAGUCAAAGAAAGCCAACAAGCAAGCACCACCAGCGCCUGGCAUUGGGGCCGCCCUCGCAGGCAUGGGCAGAAAUUUGAGUGCCAUCGGACAAUCCGCCAAGAACGGUCGUGCCUCAUCCCCCUCUCGAUCAUCAACAAAUUCGAUUCCUGGAGUCCCCCGGGCAGCGUCUCCAGCAGAGAUGAGCCCCAACUCGAGUCGCCCACGGACUUCGUUCCCCCCGAAUCAACAAUCACCUACCCAUCGGCGUGCUUCCCAUGGUCCAGAGCCCGAGUUUGAAGACUCGGAUGUGCACUUCUCGAAGCCAGCCCCAGCCCCACCAGCUGACGAUGACAGUGAUGAUGACUCUGAUGAUGGGCUGUUCGCCAUUCCCAUUGCUAAUCGAAACAAGGGCAAAGCUGCUGCUGCGAACGUGGAUGCAAAUGGCCAUGGCAAACGUCCCAGUCUUCACGUAAAUACAGAGCGAUCGAGAAAGGGCCUAUCGGUUGCCUUUAAAUCGCCCAAAUCCUUUGGCAGCGGCGUGACCCCAGACAGUAACGAGGACUCGGGUCGGCAGAAACCGACAACUCCCCGCUCUGACACAUGGGAGCCCGAAGAGAAGGGAGGGCUUGGUCGACGAAAAUCGUUCAUUGAGAAGGAUGUCUGGGCUAACCGACCCCCCACGGACGCCCUUAUCAACAAUCUCGACGACUUCUUCCCCAACUUGGAUCUUGACCAACCUGUUCUUGAUGAGCCUGGCGAGAGUGGAAUGCCACCAUCUCCGAUUGCCGAGAGUUCAGAGACGAAUAUUGAUCAACUAGCUCAAAACGCACCACCACAAACAGCAGUCUCGAGUUACCCUCAACAAGCACCGCCAGCCAUCCCUCCAACUCGUCAGCCGUCUCUCUACAACGAAAACGAUACUCUUGGUUCCGAUGAAUCAACCCUAAAAGCUCUUGAUCAACAGCGACCAACUUCUGUGGCCCAGAGGAGUAUUCGACGCUCAGGUGGCCUUGGUCGAAUGAAAUCCAUCCGUGAAGUUGCUCGUGGUGCUCACGAAGCCAACAAGCGAACCAAUUCAACCAAUCAAGGACAGACGGCAGCCACGAACAUCAUGCGCCGAAAGAGUACCAAAAUGUUCAACGCCAACAUUGUGCAAAUUCGACCAGACAGGCGUGGUAGUGUUGUCAUGCCCCAAAUUCCCCAAGACACAGUACCGAAGCGACAGACGACAUUUAGGUGGUUCAAGGGUCAGCUUAUCGGCAAGGGUACUUAUGGCCGUGUCUACCUCGGUAUGAAUGCCACUACCGGAGAGUUUUUGGCCGUGAAGGAGGUUGAAGUCAACCCCAAGGCUGCUGGCGGAGACAAGAACAAGAUGAAGGAGCUUGUUGCCGCUCUCGAUCAAGAGAUCGACACUAUGCAGCAUCUAGACCAUAUCAACAUCGUGCAGUACCUGGGUUGCGAGCGAAAGGAAACCAGCAUCAGCAUCUUCCUUGAGUACAUUUCCGGUGGUAGCAUCGGAUCUUGUCUGCGAAAGCACGGCAAGUUCGAAGAGUCUGUAGUCUCUUCACUGACGCGACAAACGCUCUCAGGUCUUGCUUACCUGCACAGAGAGGGCAUUCUACACCGUGAUCUCAAGGCUGAUAACAUCCUGCUCGAUCUGGACGGUACUUGCAAGAUCAGCGAUUUCGGUAUUUCCAAGAAGACAGACAACAUCUACGGCAAUGAUAAGACCAACUCAAUGCAAGGCUCGGUCUUUUGGAUGGCACCCGAAGUGAUUCGGUCCCAGGGCGAAGGUUACAGUGCCAAGGUAGAUAUUUGGAGCUUGGGCUGCGUGGUUCUGGAGAUGUUUGCUGGCAAACGCCCUUGGGCUAAGGAGGAGGCUGUCGGCGCUAUCUACAAGAUCGCCAACGGUGAAAGACCUCCCAUCCCUGAGGACAUCCAGGAUACCCUUGGCCCGUUGGCCGUGGCUUUUAUGAUGGAUUGUUUCCAAGUAAACCCGUUCGAUCGUCCUACGGCAGAUGUGCUCCUCUCGCAGCACCCGUUCUGCGAACUCGACCCCAAUUACCAAUUUUAUGACACAGCGUUGUAUCACAGGAUCAAGUCAUUCAAAUAA
This is a messenger RNA of Fusarium poae, 5427 nucleotides long. RefSeq lists its product as uncharacterized. The transcript is spliced from 4 exons. Gene Ontology annotation, molecular function: protein kinase activity; ATP binding. Lineage: Eukaryota; Fungi; Ascomycota; Sordariomycetes; Hypocreales; Nectriaceae. Bases 1 to 5427 code for a protein of 1808 amino acids. The record is from RefSeq and is a predicted model, not a curated record. Gene Ontology annotation, biological process: protein phosphorylation.